Molecule: messenger RNA, 2011 nt
Organism: Phyllotreta striolata
Lineage: Eukaryota; Metazoa; Arthropoda; Insecta; Coleoptera; Chrysomelidae
Source: the annotation of a GenBank genome assembly
GUUAACUUCAAAUUGAUGUUUAUAUACUCUUACUAUACAAUGGUCGAGUUUACGAAGGUGGUUUUUUUAUUAACUUUUUGCACCGGAAUAAUGUCAAAAUUAAGCGAUUUCGAAUCCGGCAGUGAAUCGGCUUAUGUAUUGGACUCGAAUAGUGCGCAAGGAUUCGAAAAUGACGUUCCCUUGCACGAAAGCUACAGGCCGAAGCAUAAAUAUAAAGUAGGGACUGGGCACCAAGAAAUCGAGAAACGUUUUUUAGAUGCUAAUAAUACCAUUAAAGGAAUGCGAGACCCCCAGUGUGCCAUAAUGUACAAAGAUAACGAACCCGUAGGCAUACUGCAGCCCUUCGAGGAAUCUUAUAAAUUUUUACCAGUACAAGGAGAGUCUACGUAUGUAGAAAUCAAUCCGAUACCGGCGAAAAGAAGAACCGUCUUAGAUAUCCUUUAUCCCAACGAAUUUACAGAUGAUUACGACGAUGACAAAUUUUCGAAUAUCGCUAAAUUCGCCGAUGACAAAUACCCCUCAGUUUUCACUAAAUUCAAAAUAACUAACAGACUUGAUAAAAACGUCAAGGAAGUUACCAAAAAGAAGUCGAAUUUCAAGCGAGCUCUAUUAGACACAAUCGCCCCAGAUCCCAUUCAAAUAACUCUAAAAAACAACGAAGAACAAAACACCCUUGUUAAAGAAAACGCCGGAGUCGAAGAGAAAUUAAGAGGUAUUCUAGACGAUAUGGGUUUGAUAGACGAUUAUCCCAAUCAAGAAGUGAAAAGGGAAGUGGAAGACGAGAAUCUGGAGCUCGGCACUAAUAAAAUAAAUUUAGUUAAGGAAAACCGGCUCAAAAGGGAAAAUUACACGGAAAAUUCGAGAAUGAGUUCGGAAAGUGCGGUGACGAAUAAAAAGGUAAAAAGAUCCGAUAACAUACUCGAGUGCACGACUGUAGAAUUCAUCGGAACGCAUAACAUCGACGAUUAUGAGAAAAGAGUGGAACGAGAAAUACGCGACAGAAUACAACAGCUAAAAGAAGAAGUCAAAAAGGAAAUCAGCAACAUUACGAACAACGAAGAUGAAACGAAAAGAAAAAAGAGGCAAAUUAUCAAUACACUCAUGGACGAAGAAACCAACGAUAUUAAUCCCACAUACAACAUUGAGGACGUCGAAAAACCUCUUAUUCGCAGAAAGCGAAACACCGAUGACGGAAACGAAGUAAUUGAAGAAGAACCAGAUCAAUUCGAGCGAAACAAACUCGACACAAACUACUACGAUGACCAACGAGGUAAUGAAGAAACAGUAAACAAUAAGAUUAAUCAACCCAAAGGAAAAUACGAAUGCACAUGCGAUAGAAACGAUGCCGACUGUAAAUGCAACGAAAACAAUAUGAAUCGAAGAAUAAAUAACAAAGCGUCGUAUCCAAAACUGCUCAAUACGAAAAGAUCCAAGCAAAUAUGCAGCUGCGACAAAAACGGUCAACAUUGCAAAUGCGAGGACACGGUGAAAGAAACCAUACCUUCCAUGGCAGAAUAUUAUAACGAUUACAACGAAAACAACGACAUAAGCGCUUGGAACGACGACAAUCAAUAUUUAACAGAGAACGAUUACGAAACCGACUACAGAUUCGACAAAAGAGCGAUAAAACCCAGAAAAUUCGCCGUCAAUAAACCCCUAGAAAGCGGCGAGUUCUUCGUCGACUUCCGGCCGGACGCGUACAAUCUCUCACCUCUGGAAAAUUUCAGGAAAAAACGUGAGAAGCUCGGCCCCGCGCGGCUCGUUUCCUACAACGCAGACGGCAUGUCGCCCCAUUCGCGCUACAGACGGCGCAUCCUAAAAGAGGAAAACAACAUCUUACCCAGGCAACUCAUCGAUAUGUCCGACGAGGACCUCUUCGGAGCCCUGCCCCAGAACUUCGACGGCGAAUUGAUAAGAUAUAAACGAAUUAGGCGUAGUAAUAAAAAAAGGUGAUUUUAUUGUUUUACUCAUUUUUAAAUGUUUUGGUAAUAAGCCUUAAAAUGUAGCCCCA